Molecule: messenger RNA, 2178 nt
Organism: Penicillium digitatum Pd1
Lineage: Eukaryota; Fungi; Ascomycota; Eurotiomycetes; Eurotiales; Aspergillaceae
Source: RefSeq, a predicted model, not a curated record
AUGCAAGGCCACCACGACAAAACUUCUUUUGCUCAACAAGAAGUCUCUCAGCCUGCUACCAAGGUUGACCAGAAGGCGCUUCUCAAGGAAUGCAAGCUUCCAGGAUACGAUGACGAGACUUCUUCAACUCAACCCAGAGAAUUUGAGCCGACUCUAUCACCCCUUUCGCAUCACUGCUACAAUGCGCAAGCCUCCGACACUAGUGACUCCUCUUAUUCCCACCACUUGGAUCAUGCUGCUCCUACGUUCGAGGCUCCUCAUGCUCAAGCCAAUCCCAGUUCUCAUCACAAUGGUUGCAGCACAACUUCAUGGUACGAGGCUUUACCCAAUGGCCACAAAUCUUCUCCGGACACUCAGGUUGCAGUGGCUUCCAACGCGACUCUAGACCCCGAAAUCAAGCAAGAAAAUCAAUUCACUGAAGUGGGAGUAACCAUAGAUGAACUUCUCGCCUUAAUCAAUCAGGAAAAGGAAAACGAUCGCCUUGCAAAUGAAAAUCACAACCCAGGAGGUUCAUAUUCUACCUACCGUCUCGCUCCCCUAAAUUCGGCAUCUAUGGACAUCUACCACGCGGACCAAUGCUCUGGUCCUGGUUCCCAGCCCCCUGGCUCCCUCAUUCGUAACGCUGAGAGUCCUUUAUUUGUGAGCCCCGGUCCCAUUCACGAAGAUACACCUGCAACGCCUGUGUGGUCCCCGCCUCAAAUUUCAUCUUAUUGUCCCGAAGGAUGUUGCUAUUGGUCCUCUGACGAAUCGGAGACUGAAAUUGCUGCGUCUCCUGAGCCCCAGUUUGAACGGGAACGGUCUGAUUCCAAUUUACCUUUGCAUGAAUCACCUCUGUUGCCUUCGUCCCCUCCCCAGGCCGCUUCUCUGCAAGAAGAUUUCACUUGGCGUUCGGACAAUGCCAGCGAGAUUGACGCUGACUUUGUUGUACCCUUUGAGCAUGUGUUUGCUUGGGACUACACUACUCCUGGCUCACCUCUACUGGAUUCACCUCUACCUCCUGCUCCAGCUGAUCCUUCUCCCGAGCGUCGUCCCAGUAAUCUUCGUGAAUAUUCCCAUGCCGAUGUGCCUCGGGUUGGAAUUCAUCCAUCUCAGAUUCCCCACGAUCUCCGGCUGACGCCGCUUACUUUCCGCCCAGAUUACAUUUCAUCUCCUGUUAGCUAUCCGAGACGACCGAGAGAUGAUAGAGCCAACAUUGGCAACGUCGAGCAAUCUCUUGUCCCACAGCAAUUGAACGUGAACAAGAGCAAAACUACCUUCACCAUGGAUGUCCCCGUCCGCGAAGUAUCUCUGCAUCAGACAGCCAUCCACGUGCCUGAGUCUACCAAUGGUGGACAUAGCCGCACGGCUUCCUUCGUCAACAAUGAUGUCGACAACACCCCCACCACCGCAACUCCGAGUCGUAUCACCCAAAGUCCUGAUGUCAGUAGCUCUGAGGGCUCUGAAGACUCGCGUGGAAUCAAGCGCAAGCGAUUUACCAAGAAUCUCUUUGGGAAGAAAGGAUAUCUAGAAGACAACGAGGGGCCACGCGACAAGAGAUUCCGCUUUCUGAAGGAGGCUCUCGAAAAGGGACAUUCAACCAUUGGCAAUAUCAAGGGAAUGUUUUGGGAUGAGAAUCGAGCUUUGAUCGGCUCAUCCAAGCCCAGCAUCGUCACUGAGAACACUGCCUCCAUCACUCUGAACACCGGGGUACAGUCAAUUCUGUACGCCGAGAUUGAAAACAUGAUUACCCACGCAGCCAAUGAAUUCCUGAUGAAGGAGUAUUACGAAGGCCACCUCAGCACUAGUUCUCUCCUCAAGGUGAAACGAAGAUGGGAGAAGAGGCACAUGCCUGGUGUCCCGGAAUUCCGUUUCGACCAAACUACCCAGUAUCGUCUUAUCAGCGCAAACCGCAAUCAUCUCAGCUUCGGCGAAACCACCAACGGCCUUGGCCCGAACACCGUUCUGGGUAACUGGAAAAAGAUCUGCAAGAACAUGAGCAUCCGCACCUUUGUGGCCCCCGAUUCGGUAGUCAAGAAGCACAUUCACGAUAUCCUGGAUCUCUUGGAGAUUUUGAAUGCUGAUCGAUGCCACCUUGAGUUGAUUAUGGCCCUCAAUGCGCACAUUCGUGGAGAGCUAAAGAAACAUGAGGUGAUGCAACACUACCGAGAUACUCAGACCUCUGGAAACUCUCGCUCUUGA